AUGCCCACCCACCUCUCCUCCUCCGCCGGCUCCACCAUGUCGCCGACGCCAUGUCACCCUGCCUUCCUCUACGACCUGGACCUCACCGCGCCAUCCCCGUCCCCGUCCCCGCCCCCGCCGCCGCCACAGAACAACAACCACCACCUCCGCCCCGCGUCCGCCCGCCGCCGACCGUCCAGCAGGCGCCGGCCGCGGCCGUCGCGUAAGAAGGUGCCCCCCACGUACUUCGCCGCGGACCCCGCCAGCUUCCGCCGCAUGGUGCACCAGGUGACGGGCGCCGACGACCUGCUGCACCUGCCGCUGCCGCCUCUGGCGCCGAAGAAGCACGAGGCGACCACCGCCCUCUGCCGCCCUGCGCCCUCCCGCGCCGCGGCGGCCGGCGCGCUGACCAGGCUACCGACGCUGGACACGUCCGCGCUCCUGCUCGGCAGCUGGUCCGCCCGGAGGACGACGACGACGGGGCUGGCCGCGUCGGUGCCGCCGGCGGCUGCGUGGGAGGUGGACGUGGCGGCCGGUGUCGGUGUCGGUGUUCGUGCAGGACUCGGGGGAGCGGGCUACAGCAGCAGCGAUUCCGGCGGCGGCGGCGGCCGUGGCUUCCCAACCUUGGAGUCGUGGGACGACGCUCUCUCGUACUACUAG
Sorghum bicolor (sorghum) is the source of this 639-nucleotide messenger RNA. RefSeq names its product protein piccolo-like. The record is from RefSeq and is a predicted model, not a curated record. Bases 1 to 639 code for a protein of 212 amino acids. Gene Ontology annotation, molecular function: calmodulin binding. Gene Ontology annotation, biological process: response to osmotic stress. NCBI's taxonomy places the organism in Eukaryota, Viridiplantae, Streptophyta, Magnoliopsida, Poales, Poaceae. The transcript has a single exon. Gene Ontology annotation, cellular component: nucleus.